AAUAUUUAAUGGUAAUUUUCUGUAUUUUUAUUUAGUGAAAUAUAAUAUGUAAUUAAAAAUAACAAUACAAAAUGAGCAUCUUUAUCCCAUUUCUAAAUGGUGACCUAAAGCCAGAAAAACGAAGUGGACAUGUAUCUGUUUAUUAUCAAGGAUUACUUCUUGUGUUUGGAGGUUAUGGAGAAUUUGAUCAGUUCUUAUCAUCAAGAAACAUAUGGUGUUACAACGUGGAAGCAACUCAGUGGACAAGAUAUACAACAAAAGGUGACAUUCCUGGCAAUGCAACAGGUUCAUGUGUGACCCUGGUCGGUGACAAUAUGUAUUUAUUUGGUGGAUAUUACCAGAAUGAAGGACAAACAAAUUACUUGUACAGCCUUGACUUGAAAACGUUUACAUGGUACGAUUUAACGGAAAGUACCAAAGGGCGAAGGCCAUCUCCACGAGAUAAAUUUGGUUGUUGGACUAUUGGUAAUCAAAUCGUUUACUUUGGUGGUUUUGGUUUUCCUCCUGACAACUUGCACAAAGUGAAAGGAGAUUUUUGUUUUGAAGAGUUCCCACAAGGUUAUUCACGUGGUUUUGGAUGGAACAAUCAUCUAUUUUCCCUGGAAUGCUCUGAAAAUCUAAAAUGGAAACAACCAACAUGCAUAGGUAGACGACCACGCCCUCGGGCGGCAUUCGCUGCUACACAAAUUGGAACUAAAGGAUAUUUAUUUGGUGGUCGAUUCAAGGAUGAGCGGCGAGACGAUUUGUUUUGUUUGGAUUUAGAAACAUUUGAAUGGCAAGAACUAAUAACCUUGACCAAUGCUAUUCCUCCGGGUCGAUCUUGGCAUGUGAUGGCAAAAGCUUCAGAUCAGCAUUUGUUUGUGUACGGUGGUUUCAGUACCGAUGGUGACGCACUUAAAGACACGUGGCUGUAUAAUACAGAAAACAAUGAAUGGACUGAAUUAGAAAACGCCUCCAACCAUCUCGGUUGUUUUGCGCCACGUUUGUGGCACACAGCCUGUGCAACCGAUACGCCAGGUGAAAUUCUAAUAUUUGGUGGUUGCUCAAACUCUGUGUUGGGAUCUGAAAGCACAAUACACGCAAAUAAUGUUGCUGUUUUUAGAUUCUCGCCAGUAUCCUUACGAAGACUAUGUAUUGAUUAUAUUGUGUCAAAUGUUAGUCUGUAUCACGAGUACGUGAAGUCCUUACCGAAAUCUUUACAACGUAAUAUUUAUCAACGUUGCCAUGCAUUGGGGUUGGAUGCUACUAUUGGUCAUGGACAACUGGUCAGUAAAUGUAGUUUGUUGUGAAUCUGUCCCUCCUGAGCUUGUAGACUUACAGCAGGAUGUAUGAGGCGAAAAAAAGUGUACAUUAACUCGCAUGGCUUUUAUGUGCUGUCAUUUUUACGUACCUUAGUGCUACAGUAAGAUUCUAAAGGUGUCUAAUGUUGGCGAAAAUACUGUUUAUUAUUUUUAUUUUUAUUUUUUUCAUUGUUUAUCUUAAUGUAAACAUACUUCGCUUGUAAACCCUUUUUUGUCUUUAUCGUCACACACUCUUUUUUGUAUGAGAAACAUUUUUAUAAUUUACAGGAGGCUAAAAUACCUCAACAACACUAUGUUCAAAUGAAAUUCUGCGCUUGUUUUCACGACUAAAACUAUAGUUCGUACUAGGAAAUAAUUUCAAAGGAUGUUUAUAGUUUGUAAAAUAUUUAUACUGUUUCUUUAUAUCAUUAUAUUAAAUAAAUUUUUAUUAAAAAUGUGUAAAAACAGCCCUAUGCUACAUGGAAGUAGUCAAUAUUCUUCGAAUAAACGACACAAAAGAUCCUUAUCAGUGAAAUUGAACAUUUUGUUUUGAAUCAAAGCGUUUACUAGAGGAAAUAAUCUACUUGAGGGCGUGUUUGUUAUCAAAAUAUUAAAAAUAGGGAGGGGCGUUUAUUUAAGAUUGUACAGUAUAUACAUGAUUUUGAAGAAUUUUAUGUUCCAAUUCGUUAUGCGUUGUAUGUAUUUGUUAAAAAUGACGGCCAUGUUAAACACCUUAAAGCUAGAAAUUAUUGGUGGAAGAAAUUUUUGCGGGUUUUUUUUUUUUUUUUUUUUUUUUGCUGUUACAAAAUUCUUCAUUUCGCACAAUAUAUAUUAUGCAGAUGACUAUUGAUUUUCCCAAAAUAUAAGUAGAUUUAGUUUCAGUGGAGAAAAAAUCAAUAUUUUGUCUAACAUCGCUAUAUAGAUUCGACAGGAAAAAAAAGUAUAAAGAAAUGAAAAAUUUGGCGGAUUAUUUAAGAUUUUUAAGAUUUCUAAAAUCUGCCAAAAAGAAAUCUAUAUUAUCUAUAUUAUAUUAACCGUAUACGUCUGUCUGUCAAGCAAAAUGGUACUGCAAGUAGCAAGACCACGCAAUGCGGUAAAAAAGCGGACGGGCGAACCCGUGGAUUUUCGAUUUACGGGCCACCGACUAGUGCAUAAUUCCGUAAAAUCUUCUUCCGCCCGCAAAUAAUUUGUACCAAUUAAGAAAUAUUUUACAUGUACAUUUUAUACCUAAGAUUUUAAUAACUUUGUUAAAUAUGAUUAUGUUCUACGUUGCCAAAAUAUGGAGGUCUGGUACGUAGUAUCACCUUGGGGACCUCCAAGGUGUCACAAACAUUGUGUUCAUGUAAAGAUCACAUAAUUUUUCUAUUUUUCAUCCCGAAAUAAAAAAUAAUUUAUUCAAGCCCACGCUAAUAAUUAGAAAUAAUU
Messenger RNA from Hydractinia symbiolongicarpus, 2705 nucleotides. Its product is annotated as kelch domain-containing protein 2-like. The transcript has 2 exons. The record is from RefSeq and is a predicted model, not a curated record. Bases 72 to 1289 code for a protein of 405 amino acids. Lineage: Eukaryota; Metazoa; Cnidaria; Hydrozoa; Anthoathecata; Hydractiniidae. Gene Ontology annotation, molecular function: protein binding.